Messenger RNA from Sodiomyces alkalinus F11, 1260 nucleotides. RefSeq lists its product as hypothetical. The transcript has 6 exons. NCBI's taxonomy places the organism in Eukaryota, Fungi, Ascomycota, Sordariomycetes, Glomerellales, Plectosphaerellaceae. The record is from RefSeq and is a predicted model, not a curated record. The coding region runs from base 1 to 1260 and encodes 419 amino acids.
AUGGCAUCCCAAAUCCCGGCCGGUGCCGAAGGCACGGUCGUGGGGGUCAUGUUCUAUUGUGUCGUCUGCCUGAUUUGCAGUUGUCUGAUGGUCUGGUUGACGUGGACGCACGAAGAACGGACAAGCCACGUUGCGAUGCUUGCCUAUUUCGUUACAAUUAGCAUCGUCGCUUCUCUCACCCAACAGACCUACGACAUCGUUCGAUAUAACCACAUCGUCAGCGAGCAGUUCUGGAAUAGAAAACAGCAUCCCGAUAACCCGGAGGUCGCCAUCUCGAACGGUUCAGUAGGACUGAGUCUUGUCUUGUACUACAUACAAUAUUACUGCUACAGCGUCGAGUCAAUGAUUAUCAUGUUCUGGGCCGCUGCUCUCGCUCAGUCGGUCUACGGAUUGUCGUCUCUUCCAAAGUUCAAGGUCAUUCUUCCCCGAAUCAACCGGGGCGGCAAGAUCUUCGCCAUGCUCUUCCCCCUGACUACGAUUCUCCUCUUGCGCAUUCCCGCCGUGCAAGACAACUUUAUCAUCUUCAUCUUGUUGGCCGACCUGCCCCUGAUGCUCAGCUUGUUCUUUGGCCUCAUCCUCAUGUUACUCAUCCUGGCAAGAUACGUGCAUUCGAAGCGAAAGUUCCUGAACUGGACCAACGGCGUCGGCGGGUCGGGUAGCAAUGGAUCCGCCCUCAAUAGCAACACGCCGCAAGGGUUUCCGCAGAAGAAGAAAAGUCGGAGUAUAUACGAUCGAUGGCUCCUCGUGCGCUUCACCAUCGGAUUUGUUGCCCUCAGCAUUUUCGAGGUGACGAAUACUCUCUUCCAAAUCACCGCCAUCACCAACAAGGACAAUGACGUUGAAGCCACCGAGCCCGAUCUUUCCGCCGAACGGGCCAAGAGCUCAUGGAUCUUCUUCAUGCCCGGCGUAACACCGGGCCUGUUCAUCUUCAUAGUCUUCGGCACAACGACGCCGCUGCGCCGGUACAUGUACGAGAAGUUCGUGCCUAAGAGGUGGCAGCGGAGGUCCGACGACCGACCGAGGCGGAUGGAUUCGAGCCCGGACUACACAGACGAUGUGGGGCCCCCCGUGCCGCCAAAACCGCCCCAGCUUUCGCCAGGGUUGGAACGCAAGAUAAUAAUAAGCCGCCCCCAGCAGGCUUUACCGGCGGACAUUGGGAGAGGUCGGUCAAAGCAAGCUGUGGUCGUGAGAGAGAGGGAAAGCAGCGACGAAUUCCCUAUGCUGCCUAUAAGAAAGACUCAUGGGAGGUACGAUGUGUAG